Acanthosepion pharaonis is the source of this 789-nucleotide messenger RNA. The record is from the annotation of a GenBank genome assembly. Lineage: Eukaryota; Metazoa; Mollusca; Cephalopoda; Sepiida; Sepiidae.
AUGCCCUUUUCUUUCAAGCCAGAGAAUAAAAGCCACCAUCCUAGGUCAGAGAACAAGAGCUACCAUCCUAGGCCAGAGAACAAGAGCUACCAUCCUAGGCCAGAGAGCAAGAGCUACCAUCCUAGGCCAGAGAGCAAGAGCUACCAUCCUAGGCCAGAGAGCUACCAUCCUAGGCCAGAGAACAAGAGCCACCAUCCUAAGUCAGAGAACAAGAGCCACCAUCCUAGGUCAGAGAACAAGAGCUACCAUCCUAGGCCAGAGAACAAGAGCCACCAUCCUAGGUCAGUGAACAAGAGCUACCAUCCUAGGCCAGAGAGCAAGAGCUACCAUCUUAGGCCAGAGAACAAGAGCCACCAUCCUAGGCCAGAGAACAAGAGCCACCAUCCUAGGCCAGAGAACAAGAGUCACCAUCCUAGGCCAGAGAACAAGAGCUACCAUCCUAAGCCAGAGAACAAGAGCUACCAUCCUAGGCCAGAGAACAAGAGCCACCAUCUUAGGCCAGAGAACAAGAGCCACCAUCCUAGGCCAGAGAGCAAGAGCUACCAUCCUAGGCCAGAGAGCAAGAGCUACCAUCCUAGGCCAGAGAGCAAGAGCUACCAUCCUAGGCCAGAGAAUAAGAGCCACCAUCCUAGGUCAGAGAACAAGAGCUACCAUCCUAGGCCAGAGAACAAGAGCUACCAUCCUAGGCCAGAGAGCUACCAUCCUAGGCCAGAGAACAAGAGCCACCAUCCUAGGCCAGAGAAACAAGAGCUACCAUCCCAGGCCAGAGAACAAGAGCCACCAUCCUAG